UUUAUAAACAGUUUGUGUUCAACUGUCGUUUAGUUCAGUUUUGUAUUGAGCAUCGUCGUUGAAGUUGGCGCGCAGGCGUUAAAUAAAUAAAAUACAAAAGUAAAAGUUGAAGAGCAAGAGGAUUUAAAGUGGUGCAAAAAAUUACUUAAGUGAAUUGCCAAAAAAAUGCACUCUCAUUACGCCUUAAUAGUCACAUUGGCCUUGUGUGCGGUCAGCGCCCUGGCACAGAAAAGUUCCACAAUGGAAGCGAUUGCUUACUUGGCGGGUACAUCCACGGUAAAGGGAAAUGUUACUUUCAUUCAAAAUGGCUGCUCCGAAAAUGUUCACGUGCGGGUCUAUUUGGAAGGGCUGACUCCUGGUAAGCACGGUUUCCAUGUGCAUGAGAAGGGCGACUUGACCGGCGGCUGUCUCAGUACUGGCGCACAUUUUAAUCCCGAUAAGAUGGAUCACGGUGCGCCUGGCGAUGAAGUGCGUCACGUUGGCGAUCUCGGUAAUAUUGAGGCCGAUGCGAAUGGCAUUGUCGACACAACUUUCACCGACCACUUAAUCAGUUUAACCGGCAAACGUACAAUCGUCGGACGUGGUUUGGUCGUGCACGAAUUGACCGAUGAUUUGGGCAAGGGUACCCAUCCUGAUUCGAAGAAGACUGGAAAUGCCGGUGGACGUCUGGCAUGUGGUGUCAUCGGUGUUAAGUAAAUAAAUAUACUCACAACAUGCAUACACACCUACACUAAGAAAGCUUCAACAAACGCUAAACAUUAUCUGUAACUGCUUUUUAUAACUGUUUUGUCACUCAGUGAAUCGAAUUAUUGUAGUUUCCACUCUUUUCAUUUAAGUAUAUUGUAACUAUACUAUGUAUUUUGUAUUAUUUUCUCCUGUUCUGCUGUUCUAUUGCACUUCUGUUAUUUUAUUAUAUUCACGAAUUCUAUUUUCCUUUCAUAUAUCUUUCUCUUUCUGAUUUUUUUAUUGAAGAUUUAUAUACUCAUGUUUUUUGCACUAAUUAUUGUUUAUAAGCAGAAACAAGUUCGCUAUGUGGCUUUGUUGUAAAGUAACUCGAAUAAAAUCGUUUGUGGUUAAUCGAAUCUGCCAAAUUAACAUUAAACUGUACUUUGCUUAGUUAUCUACA
This is a messenger RNA of Bactrocera latifrons, 1126 nucleotides long. It is a transcript of the gene Sod3, whose product is annotated as superoxide dismutase [Cu-Zn], chloroplastic. Gene Ontology annotation, molecular function: copper ion binding; superoxide dismutase activity. The coding region runs from base 166 to 696 and encodes 176 amino acids. The record is from RefSeq and is a predicted model, not a curated record. Gene Ontology annotation, biological process: removal of superoxide radicals. NCBI's taxonomy places the organism in Eukaryota, Metazoa, Arthropoda, Insecta, Diptera, Tephritidae. The transcript is spliced from 4 exons.